GCAUUGCUUCAGCUCAGACUGGGAGGCAAACCUCUUUGCGCACGGACGAACUCAUUCUCCAGUGUUGUGCCACUUUGAAAAGCAGUCGAGCCGUAAAUCGGUGUUCACCAACUGCCUUCCCAGCCAAGUGGAAGAAAUCGCUGGCUUUGGAAGUUUCACUGCGGGUGCGGUUUUGUGUUAUUCUUUUGCAAGCGGAAGACAUAGUUUUUUGGCUGUAUUACAUACAAGUACGUCACUGAAGAUUGUGACAGUGAAGGAAAUCGAGUCACCGUUGAAAAAAAGAUCAGAGACGUCACAGGGGAAAUUUUCAGUUAAAGAUGUUGCGACUCGUAGCCCUUCUUGGAAUAGCUAGUCUGCUAGUAUGCCAGUCGGCCGGUCAUGAUGCUGCAAACGCGGAGGAACAAGAAGACUUUUACCCUGCUGAGAGGACGAAUGGUUUUGACAAUUUAAAAGGAAUCAGGGACAGUGAUGACCAGCAUCUACACAGCGCCACCAAGCGAGAUGUUAGCGACAGGCAACGUGAGAUUGAUCUGGCAGCGCAGCAGCCAUUCUACCCGUACGGCAGGAGAACAGACGUACCGGGCCGGCCCAGCGGCUUCGUAUUCGGCAAGAGAGGGCAAUUCUUCCUCCCUUACCAGUAUCAAAAGCGGGAACUAGAUGAGGUCAACCCGUACAGCGUAGCCAAGCGAGACGACGAGUUGACCGGUCUGGAGGAGGAGCUUGACGCCAGCAAACGGUCCAAUGGACCGUAUAGCAUGAGCGGGCUGCGCUCGCUCACUUUCGGCAAGCGUGAAGACGCGUGGAGCCCGGAAAAGAGAGCCGAUCUGUUCCGCUCCUACGCAUUCGGCAAGCGGGCCCUUGGCAGCAACUUUGCCUUCGGCAAGCGUGGCUACUCCUCCUUCGACUUCGGCAAACGCGCGGGACUCGGCAGCAGCUUUACCUUCGGCAAGAGAGGGGUCCCGGAUGUGGACAGAUUCGCCGAUGAGGACGCCCUCCUGCAGGACAACAAGCGCGCCCUCGGCAGCAGCUUCUCGUUCGGCAAGCGGAGCGGUCUGUCCAGCUUCACCUUCGGCAAGCGGGCGGGUGAACGAUAGAACACUGAGGGCGUCCUAUCGCAUA
Messenger RNA from Patiria miniata (bat star), 1119 nucleotides. RefSeq lists its product as uncharacterized. The record is from RefSeq and is a predicted model, not a curated record. Bases 318 to 1094 code for a protein of 258 amino acids. The transcript is spliced from 4 exons. NCBI's taxonomy places the organism in Eukaryota, Metazoa, Echinodermata, Asteroidea, Valvatida, Asterinidae.